Messenger RNA from Vicia faba (fava bean), 429 nucleotides. The record is from the annotation of a GenBank genome assembly. NCBI's taxonomy places the organism in Eukaryota, Viridiplantae, Streptophyta, Magnoliopsida, Fabales, Fabaceae.
AUGCUAUUCUUUUCUUCCCAAUGUCAAGUUGCAAGGUUUUAUGAGACGAAGCUAAAAAUCAGGGUUUAUACAUUUUCAUAUUUGAGCUUGUCAGCAUUCUACCUGAGGUUCAUUCCAUAUCAAGGUAUUCGCAUGUCUCAUCUUCCAUAUUCAUCUGCAAAGAAUUCCUCAGGGCAUGGUCAUUAUCAUCUAUUGAGAAGGGGUCCAAGACGUCAUUAUUCUAGUGCUCAUACAGUCGGGACAUGGUACAAGAUGUUGAUUGUGAUCAAGAGGCGCAGUGAUGAAGCGAGAGUAAGACAGAGAUACGAAGGUGGUGAGCGUGCGGCGGGAGAGGACGGAAUCGUGAUGAAGCAAGAGAGAAGAGAUGAGAGACGGAAAGGCGGCGAUGAAGACGGAACGACGGCGACGAAGAGUCGAACAGAGAGCUGA